Molecule: messenger RNA, 599 nt
Organism: Ectocarpus sp. CCAP 1310/34
Lineage: Eukaryota; Phaeophyceae; Ectocarpales; Ectocarpaceae
Source: the annotation of a GenBank genome assembly
AUGCCUUCUUCUUCCCUCUGCGGGUGGGCCCUGGCUCUGUCUAUCGCACAGCUGCUGCUGUGCAACGCUCGUGGAGAGCGAGCGGUCUCGCCAACAACGCCGCGACAUGAUGUCGGAAACCCGUUAGCGUCUGCGGCGCUCCCAUCCUUCUUUGUGGCGCCUUCUACGGUUUUGGGUGGGGUGUGGAUGGGAGCAAGACGGGGAGAACGAGCAAUCUCCGGGGGAAGAAAUCGGCGCUUCGAAAGGGUGUCGUGUUUGGAGGCUAAGAAGAGCGAGAUAAAGGCCGAAGAAGCUGAGUUUAGGGCGGCUGCUAGAGAGCUCGCAAAAAUGGAAAAAAAGAAGGAGAAUAAGACGAAGGAGCGCGCCCGAAAGCGCGAGGAGAGAAAACCCAAGGCGCCGAGGGGGAGGGUGGGGGACCCGCAGGACGACCAGGAUGGCCCGGGGAAGGCCGGCAGGAACCCUUUCAAGAAAGAGAAGAUCGUGUCCAAGUUCGGCGCCAACGACAUCCGGAAGGUCGAGUUCGUCGGUAGCUACGACGACCAGGAGGAGAUAUGGCCCAGGGUAAGGGUUCCAGGAAGAGGGGGGGGGGGGGGGGGGGG